CUCAUUUCAAAACAGGAAAACUAAAGACAUUAUGGAUGCAACUGAUGAACCUUACGAUUUCUUGACAUGGCAUAGCAAUGCGCCUGCAGUAAAAGACGAAAAGAAAGAGAAGAAAAAACUUAAAAAAUCGGCAAAGGAAGCUGAAGCAAAAGCAGCCAAGGUAGCCAAAAAAGACAGUGCAUCAAAAAAGGAAAACAAAAAGCGUAAGAGGAGUUCGGAUUCGAGUUCGGAUGAUGAUAGUGACAAGGAAGAUGACCACGAUGACAAAAACAAAAAUAAAAAGAGCAAAUCAAAGGCUGUAACAAACUCUUCAUCACAAUCGGAAUCAGAAUCAGAAUCAGCCUCAGAUUCAUCCUCUUCAGAAGAUUCAGAUGAUCCAGAUACUCAACCACCGCCAAAGUCCAAGAGGAAAAAAGUACGGAAAAAAGAUAAGAAAGCUCAAGCGAAUAAUAGUGAAGAAGAAGACGGUGAUGAAGCAGAAGCACCCGAAAAUGCUGAUAAUGAUGGCGAGGAUAACAAGAAGAAGAAAAAGAAGGACAAGAAGGAUAAAAGCAAAAAGAAGGAAGGGCCUGGUCGUAAAGGAGAGUUUGGUAUCUGGAUCGGAAAUCUUUCUUUCUUGACCACAGAGAAAGCAUUACGACACUUUUUCCGUAAUGUCGGGGCUGAAAUCACUCGUGUCAACAUGCCUUCAGGAUCUGGAUUUAAUAAGAAGGGUAACAAAGGUUUUGCCUACGUGGACUUUGAGACUGCUGAGGCUCAGGAGAACGCGAUCAAGUUGUCAGAAUCCGAGCUCGAGGGGCGAAAAGUAUUGAUUAAGUCUAGUAAAUCCUUUGAAGGACGCCCGGCUGUUUCCAAAGGUGAGCUCCAAGGGAAGGCCUUGAAGCAGAAGCAUGCAGUCUCGCCCACACUCUUUAUCGGCAAUCUUUCUUUCCAAACUACAAAAGAGAGUCUUCAGAAAUUGUUUGAAGAUUGUGGCGAGAUUCGUAAGGUGCGCUUGGCUACCUUUGAGGACUCUGGUAAAUGCAAAGGAUUUGCUUAUAUUGAUUAUAUGGCUCCGGAAUCAGCUUCAGCGGCAUUGACUGACCCGGCGAAGCGCUUUUUAGACGGCCGCAAAUUAAACAUUGAAUAUGCUUCAGCGGAGGCCACCUUGAGAGGUAACCCUCGAGAGUACAGGAAACAUAAGCGAGAUGAGGAGAAGGCAGCAGCGAUUGCUCGUGGCGAGAUUCCAGCAGAUGAUGUUGAUGGAGGAGAGAACAGUGCAGGUAAAGACGCAACGGAUGAAGCAGCAGAAGAAGAGAGGCGAAGAUUCAAUGCGGAGCAAAAAGCUAAGCGUCAAAGACGUCAGCCUGGUGAUGGAUCAAAGCCGAAGAAACUGCAGGGUCAUCAACGCCCUGGUUUUGCACUUGCUAAUGCCCAAAGAGCAUCCCAAGGCAUCACCGAGUUCAAGGGCAACAAGAUCACAUUUAGUUAAAGAGGAUAGGGCGAGAGUUAGAUUAAUGUAG
Messenger RNA from Lobosporangium transversale, 1502 nucleotides. RefSeq lists its product as hypothetical. The transcript has 3 exons. The record is from RefSeq and is a predicted model, not a curated record. Lineage: Eukaryota; Fungi; Mortierellomycota; Mortierellomycetes; Mortierellales; Mortierellaceae. The coding region runs from base 32 to 1471 and encodes 479 amino acids. Gene Ontology annotation, molecular function: RNA binding.